UUUUGUAAAAUGGUGGAGUACAUUUUCUUUCUGAUCAUUAUCGCUCAUAAUGAUUUUAUCAGUCUAAAUAUAAAACUCAGAUGUAAAUUUACUACGGAUAGCCAGAUUCUUGUAUUGAGUUUGGCCUAGGUGUUCAUUUCAUUUCUGUUCCUUUGAAACCGAAACCAUUUUACAUAAAUCCCCGGAUGUUGUGUUCACGCGCGCAGAAGCGAAAUUUGACGUAAUGGCGGCAGUGCGAAGAAAACGGCCUAUAGAUGCAAUACACGCUGAAGCAAGUCAAAGGAGGGAACAGAAAUCAACGAAGAGCAAUAUGGAAUACGUAGAAGGCGCAAUUGUUCGCAUAAAAUUAGAAAAUAUUCUAACAUAUGAUUCUGUGGAGUUUCAAACUGGACCCUAUCUCAAUGUGAUCAUAGGACCUAAUGGUACAGGAAAAUCCACAAUAGUUUGUGCAAUAUGUCUGGGUCUUGGCGGUAAAAUUGGACUUUUAGGAAGGGCUCAGCAGGCAGCAGAAUUUAUAAAAUAUGGAAAGCAAAAAGGAAUAAUUGAACUGGAGUUAUUCAACACUGAUGGAGACAAUUAUGUGAUUGUCAGGGAGAUACACAGGAACAACCAAUCUCAAUGGAAUGUCAAUGGACGUGGGGCCACCUUGAAAGCUGUAGAGGAGCUUGUCAUGAGUAAGAACAUCCAGGUCGGGAAUCUGUGUCAGUUCCUACCCCAGGAGAAGGUUGCAGACUUUGCGAAAAUGACACAGGAAGAAUUAUUGGAAAAUACAGAAAAGGCUGUUGGACCCCCAGACAUGUAUGAAAACCAUAUGAAACUAAAGGAGGCGAGGAAUGAAAGUCGAAGCCUCAAACAAGGAUUCGAAAAUCUUGAAGAACGAUUAGCACAAAACAUCAACAAAAACAGCAGAUUAGAACAAGAUGUAAAGAAUUUUCAGGAGCGUGAGCGUCACCUGGAGAAGGUGGAAAUCCUUCAGAAAAAGCGGCCCUGGAUAGAAUACGAUGAAAAAAGGAAAGCGUAUGAUGUAGUGAAAAGAGAUCGAGACAGCAAAAUGGACUCACUGAAGCAAGCGAAAGUGCAGUUUGAGCCUCUGCAGAGAAGACUCGACGAGAUUGCAGCAAAGAAAGAAAAAGCUGAUUUACAAAUGAAACAGAAGACAAACAGCCUCAGAGAUUUUGCAACAAAAGCCCAGGCAAAUAGCAAAGAGAUAGAAGCAGCUACUGACAAGCAAAAUGAAAUUCUGGAUGAUUUAAACCUCAAAAAGACGGAGGAAAAUUCAAGAAGAAAAAGAAUUCAAGACCUACAACGACAGGUGGAUGCUCUGCAAUCUGAAUAUCAAAACACAGAUGAGCAGGAAAAUCUACAGCCAUUACUGGAAAAGGCAACCAAUGAAAUGCGAGCUGUGAACAGAAAGAUGACACAAAUACAUGAGGAGGGUGAGGGUAUCCGACGUGGCAUUGCAGAUCUAAAGAGACAAGUGGAUGGAUACCAGCAAGAGCUGAGGAGGAUACAGAAUGUGGAGAAUAAGCGAAUGGAGAUCUUACGAGGCAAGGACAAAGACACCUACAAUGCUGUAUUGUGGUAUAAAGAAAAUAAACACCAGUUCAGAGGCAAUGUUCAUCUCCCUAUGAUGUUGUCUAUAAAUCCGAAAGAUGCUUCAUUUGCCAAAUACAUAGAGAUGCACAUUAGUGCCAAGGACUUUCAGGCCUUUGUGUUUGAGGACAGCGAGGAUUACACGAACUUUAUGAACAUGAUCCGUGACGAACAGAAGCUAAAGGUCAAUGCUGUCAAGGUUCCUCAAGCUCCACUGAGUUCGUUUAAACCUAAAUACAGCAUAGAUCAUUACAGGCAGUAUGGGUUCCAGGGCUACCUGAGGGACUACAUGCACUGCCCAGAAGGGGUGAUGAGAUACCUUUGUGCCCAGUACAACGUACAUGCCAUACCUGUUGGCAACAGGAAAACCAAAGACUGUAUAGAAGACAUCAAGAGAGACCACCCAGAGCUGCGCACCUUUUUUACUGAUGAUUAUCAGUAUACAUUUCGGGUUUCCAGAUAUGAUGGGACAAUUUCUUCAAGAAGUUCCAAAAUAAGAUUCCCGACAUGGUUGACUGCAUCAGCUGAUACAACAAGGGAGAAAGACCUGGAAUCUCAGAUACGAGGAUUUCAAGACGAGUUAAAGAAACAGGAAGAAAAAUACCGAGAUCUUCAGCGACAGUCAAAAGAGCUUGAAGUGAGGAUGAACCGAUUGAGAGAGGAAAAGAAACAACUUACUCAGAAGAAGGACCAGAAAAAGAAACUUCUAUCUCAAAUUGAAAAUAAAAAACAAAGAAUUAAAACAGAAGAGGCAGAGGCAAUCAAUUUGCAAGCUGAGAAGGAACGAACAAAGAAAAAGACUAGGGACAUCAAUAUCAAAAAGUGUAAAUCUCUGCAAUUGAUGAAGGGAAACACACAGAAAUGCCUGGAGUUGAUUAUGGGGAAGGUGCGGCUAAGUCUGCAGCAUGCUUCCAUUGUCAAGGACCAAGAGAUAGUUGAAGAGGAAUUGAGGGACCAGUCCCAGCAUUUGGUGAAUCUCGAGAGAUCUGCAGAAGAGGCAAAGUUGUUGGUGCGACAGACUAAAGAUUCAGCCAAACACUUACUGGACCUGGCCAAACGUGCUACCAGAACGGCUGCCAAUGCUGAGCUUUCAAAUGAACUCCGUGAGAGGUUUGAGCAGUAUCCUGCCACACUAGAUGAGAUUGACGCAAUGAUUCACGAGGAACAGGCACGAGCUGAUUCACUGUUCCAGGCAGAUAAAAGUAUCGUGAAGGAGUAUGAGGCUCGUAAAAAAGAGAUUGCUGCCCUUGAGGCCGAGCUGGAGAAGCGACGACGUACCAUGGCAGGCCAUCAGGAGGAGAUUGAACGAGCCAAACAGCAGUGGCUCGAGCCACUCAAGGGUCUUAUAGACACAAUCAAUGACAACUUCAGUUACUUCUUCUCCUGUAUGAACUGUGCUGGGGAGAUAGAACUCCACCAACCAGAGAACCAGGAAGACUAUGAGAAGUAUGGGGUGAAGAUAAAGGUGAAGUUCCGUGAUGCUGAGAGUCUGCGAGAACUGACCCCACACCAUCAGUCUGGUGGGGAGAGGAGUGUGGCCACCGUUCUCUACAUGAUGGCACUACAGGAGCUGGCGAAGUGUCCCUUCAGAUGUGUGGACGAAAUCAACCAGGGCAUGGAUCCUGUCAACGAGAGGAAAGUGUUUGAACUUGUGGUACAGACUGUUUGCAAGAAGUCCUCAUCACAGUAUUUCCUGCUCACUCCAAAGCUACUGCCUGACCUUCUGUAUGCAGACAACAUGACAGUUCUUUGUGUGUACAACGGGCCAUCAAUGCUGAACCACACUGAGUGGAAUCUGAAAAAAUUCCUGAGGAGGCGACGGAAAAUUGAAGAUUGAACACAGAAAUAAACAAGUUGAAUAAAUAAAGGACAAUUGUGAUAUGGUGGUGAGAGAGAGAAAUGAGAGUGAUGUAUCGUUAUUAGAGAAAGUGUUUGAGACAACGAUCCUAACGGUGCCAAACUUAUUUUUAAAACUGUUGUCUUGUCAUACAUUUUACUGUUGCUAAAAAAAAUAAGAUUAAUCUUCGGUUUCUCAGGCACUGCCAUAUGUGUUUUUUCAUGCCAUUGCCAAGUUCUAUCAUCAAAAUAGCUAUCAAAAUGGUGGAUGCCGAAAUCUAUGAAGUUAGUUCCUUUUCUGAGGUCCUUUUUAAAAUGUUUUGUUUCCGAAGUACUGCUACUUGUGUUUUUAGCUGAUAUAUAUUUAAAAAUUUGAAUUCAUGAUCAGGACCCUAGCUAAUUACAAAAAUAAAAAGUAAAUAAAACAUCUGCAUGCUGUAUUACAUUCUCGAAAAAUGGGCCAGGAAAAGUAAAGAUUAAAAUCAUUUAGCAUUAAAAUAUCCAUUUUGAAUUACUCGGAAUACAAAAUCAUCAUUUCUGCAAGUUGAAGACAUGAUUUUUCAAUUUUACACAGAGAGAGGGGAAAUACUUUCUUUCAAAUUAUUUUUUGAGAUACACUGCCUUUACAGUUUAGAUUCAUUUUGACUUGUAGUGUAAAGUAUUUUUGUUUUUGGGUCACAGCCCAAAGUAUUUCCCUGGACUUCUAUGGUCUUAUGGUGAGUUUAAUGCACACUGCUUUGAAUAACAAUAAAAAUAUUAUCAACUUCAAUUAUGAAACUUGCAUUGUGUGAUAGUGCCAUCAAAAUAAGUUAUUCACAAUGAUAUUUGAAAUUUUAUCAAAUUCAAUAUAAUUCAUGUUGUUUUUGGAGAUGGUCACAGGUGAAAAUCUCCUGCCAUUCCAAAAUUGUUAUCAAAAUGUCCAAGUCUGUUAAGAAAACAUUCCAAAAUAGCUGCCUUUGGAGUCGGUUUGUGGUUAGUAGUUACCUAAGGAAUUCUUGUUAGCCCUCCUUACUUUUGUAUUUCGAUAAUUGCAUGACUGAUGAGCAUUACUUUUUCCAUUUUCUGAUUAUAAUUGUAAUACUAUGUUAAUUAUUUUUAGCCCUCCUUACUUUUGUAUUUCGAUAAAUGCAUGGCUGAUGAGCAUUAAUUUUUCCAUUUUCUGAUUAUAUUAUAAUGAUUGUAAUACUACGUUACAAACACAGUUUCAGUUUAUUUAAUAUUGUCAAUAUGAGAUUUCUUGAGUACCAGAAGCAUGUAAAAUGGAGUAAGAUUGAGUUAUACCUGAGUGAAACACAAAACACUUGUUCUACAGUACUAAUGCUACUUUAAAAUCUGAAUCACAUCUUCUAAGCCUUUGGAUAUUUUGUCAAGUUGGAACAGGAAGAAAUUUAUGUCUGACCUGUAUCACGCCUUUACAGUUUGGUUUAAUCAUUACAACAGCAAUGUUGGAUAAAAAAUACUUUGGUACUGAAAAUUAGUUUGCUUGUAGCUUAACUAUCCUGUAGACCAAAAGUACCUCCUAGCAUUUGACUAUCACAGACAACUUGACUCUUAUUCAGCAUGGGUUACACAACAAAACUACAAACUUUAUGAACACAUAAUCUUGUUCCUAAUACUUCCCAUUAUUUAAAAGAAAAACUGUCCUCUUAGUCUUAUAACUAUACAACACUGUCACAAGUAUAAACUCUCAUUUUCAGAGACAGCCGACUUAGAAUGGUCCAUUUCUUUUAAUGUUUUGGUUGGAUAACGAUAUAUAAAGUAGUCAGAUAUUAUAGUCAACCUGACUGAUAUUUACUAUAAGCUUAUUUAUAUACCUCAAAUAAUUCUGUCAACUUAUUUUCUCCAUGUAAGGUGGAAGAUGUGGAAUCACAUUGCUCGGCCCUUUUUUGUUGGUUAACAUUUUUCAUUGCCCUCAUUUCAAAUGUUUUGUGAAUUGAGUUAUAUUAAAAUUACAUGUAUUAUCUGAGAUUGAAAACAUUUGUUUUAUUAUUUUUCUUUCCUUUUUCAAGAAGUUUGCUGAAUAUAGCUACUUCUCAGCAUAGAAGUAAAGGAAUUUGUUUUGUUUGUGGUACAUUGUAGAUCAUCUGUCCGUUUUAAAUGUGUGUUGUGUUUUAGUUUAUUUGUCAGUAGUAAUAGGCAUGAUUAUUAGUGCUCUGUUGAAUUUCAUGUGUUUUAGAACUGUCAUCAUUUAUGAAUAUUUUUUUAUGAAGAAGACAAUUAGUACAUUUUGUUAUUCUCUAUUUAGCUAGAAUUUAGGGGAGAAUUUGCAUUCAAAGAACUAUUUGAAGCUAAAGUGUUAUUAUUGAAGCAAGGAAUGCUCCGAACAUUUGAAGGCAUUGCAAAUAUUGUCUUUGUAUAUCUAGUCUUCUCAUGUUCACUCCCAAAUAUUACUUAGGGUCGGGAAAUUUGGCACAAUAUGAAUAGAAUUAUUUUGAUGUCAUUUUCUUUGGAAUUAAUUAGAUAUUGGUAUUUGUUCAUUAUAACUUGUGUGCGAAAUCAAUUACUUUCACAUGUUUCUGUGACAUAUUUUAAGAUCUAAUUUUUACACAUGGUAAGAGCCACUGCCAGGUGCCUGUACCGAAGGCUAGAUUUGAGUAUUGUUUAUUAGAAAGCUAGUCUUUAUUUGGUUGAUAAAAAAGAUCAUCUAGAUAUGACCUUUAUGUAUUGUGUUUUACAUUGGUGAAGUUAAUGUACAUGUAUGGUGUAAUACUAUGUUCAUCAAGUUGCCUUUUUUCUUUUUAUGAUAUGAUUUGUUGUAAAAAAAAUGUUCGGAUAAAUUAGUGCUUGGAAAUAAAAAGUCUUGAUAAAUUACCUGCAGUUUGACAGAGGUGGGCUGAUUAAGGCCAAAUAGAAGACAAUAGUGUAUUCCUACUGCUCUAAUUAACUGUAAAAGACAAUGAUAGGUUGUAGCUAAAUGUAAGGCAUCAAUAAUCUGCUAAAGCUUAUAAUGGUCAUUUUGUGUCCUUUAUCUGAUCCUAAAAGCGUCUCAGCCAUUUGAAUAUACACUGGUUACGUUAGUACCAGUAGAUAGUAUGUUAUUAUUUUGGUAGAAUAAAUAUUCAAACUAAAAUGAUUGUCUAUUUACUUGCAAUUUAGGUCACUGGCAAAAACAAAUUGACCUUCUUCAGCUGCUAGCGUCUUGGACAAAUAACAACAACAUUUGGAAGUAAUAUCUAUGUAAGAACCCUAUUAACACCAGUUAACCAUUUUUCAUGCAUUUAUUCCCCUGCAUAAUUUUAUCUACUUUUUUCAUUUUGAAAAACAUGAAAACAUUACAAACAAUUAUCUGCAGUGUUUGAUAGAAAUAAAACUAGUUUUAUUUAGUUUUAAGUUGUCUUUUCAUUAUCAUAUUAUGAUUCAAGUAAUUUUAAUUUUAGACCAAACUCUUUUUUGUUUUUGUUUCUUCAUCCCCACUGUGUUAAAAAACCUAGAUCAAACAUACUAGUAGUUAUUUAUUUGUUCAGAUUUUAAACCUUUGAAUACUUUAAGAUAUUUUUCGAUGAAACUUAUUAAAAAGGAAUAACAUGAAAUAUAAA
This is a messenger RNA of Mizuhopecten yessoensis (Yesso scallop), 6965 nucleotides long. RefSeq names its product structural maintenance of chromosomes protein 5-like. Lineage: Eukaryota; Metazoa; Mollusca; Bivalvia; Pectinida; Pectinidae. Gene Ontology annotation, molecular function: ATP hydrolysis activity; ATP binding. Gene Ontology annotation, biological process: double-strand break repair via homologous recombination. The transcript has 25 exons. The record is from RefSeq and is a predicted model, not a curated record. Gene Ontology annotation, cellular component: Smc5-Smc6 complex. The coding region runs from base 224 to 3430 and encodes 1068 amino acids.